This is a messenger RNA of Oreochromis aureus, 4811 nucleotides long. RefSeq names its product calsyntenin 1 (gene clstn1). NCBI's taxonomy places the organism in Eukaryota, Metazoa, Chordata, Actinopteri, Cichliformes, Cichlidae. The transcript is spliced from 19 exons. The record is from RefSeq and is a predicted model, not a curated record. Gene Ontology annotation, biological process: homophilic cell-cell adhesion; positive regulation of synapse assembly; positive regulation of synaptic transmission. Gene Ontology annotation, cellular component: postsynaptic membrane; cell surface. The coding region runs from base 194 to 3139 and encodes 981 amino acids. Gene Ontology annotation, molecular function: calcium ion binding; X11-like protein binding; amyloid-beta binding.
GCGGUGAUUGAAGAGGAUAGCAGAGCGGCGGUGGCGACGACGACGGCCAUCUUAGAGCUACCGUGGUAACCGACACACUCAUCUCCUGGAUUUAAUUUUUCUUGUGAGACAAACACUCCGCCUGACUGACGAAAGGAAGAGGAAGAAGAAGACGGCUGUUUUUGACUUCGCCGCGGUUGAACUCGAAGUCAGGAUGCGGUUCCGAGGGAACAAGCAAUUUGCAUCCGCAGUCGGACUGGUCCUCGGACUAUUAUGUGCGGUGGAGGCAGCUAAAGUCAAUAAGCACAAACCAUGGAUUGAGACAACGUACCAUGGGAUCGUAACAGAAAAUGACGACAAAGUUCUUCUGGACCCUCCUCUGAUUGCACUGGACAAAGAUGCUCCUCUACGCUACGCAGAGAGUUUUGAGGUGACCCUCACUGAAGAAGGUGAGAUUUGCGGCUUCAGGAUCCACGGGCAGAAUGUCCCUUUUGAGGCAGUGGUGCUGGACAAGUCCACUGGAGAGGGGGUUAUCAGGGCAAAGGACAAGCUGGACUGUGAGCUGCAGAAGGAGCACACCUUCACCAUCCAAGCCUACGACUGUGGAGAGGGUCCUGAUGGUGCCAACAUGAAGAAGUCUCACAAGGCCACUGUCCACAUCCAGGUGAACGACAUAAAUGAGUAUUCACCAGUGUUCAAGGAGAAGUCCUACAAAGCCACCGUCAUUGAGGGAAAGAAAUACGACAGCAUCUUGAAGGUGGAGGCGGUGGAUGCUGACUGCUCGUUCCAGUUUAGCCAAAUCUGCAACUACGAGAUUGUGACCCCUGAUGUGCCCUUCACCAUCGACAAGGAUGGCUUUAUCAAGAACACAGAAAAACUGAGCUAUGGCAAAGAGCACAUGUAUAAACUGACCGUGACCGCCUACGACUGCGGAAAGAACCGAGCCUCUGAGGACGUGCUGGUGAAGAUCAGCGUCAAGCCCACCUGCAAGCCCAGCUGGCAAGGCUUCAAUAAGAGGAUUGAAUACGAGCCUGGCACUGGUAGUUUGGCCCUUUUCCCCAGCAUGCACUUGGAGACCUGUGAUGAGCCAAUCACGUCCAUCCGGGCCAGUAUUGAACUGGAAACCAACCAUAUUGGAAAGGGCUGUGACCGUGACACCUACUCUGAGAAGUCUCUGCAUAAGUUGUGUGGAGCCAGCUCCGGCACUGUGGAGCUCCUUCCUGCUCCCAGCAGCUCUGCUAACUGGACUGUAGGGCUGCCAACUGAUAACGGCCACGACAGCGAUCAGGUGUUUGAAUUUAAUGGCACCCAGGCCAUCAAGGUUCCUAAUGGUAUGGUGAGCACCAGCCUGAAGGACCCCUUCACCAUUUCUGUGUGGAUGAGACACGGCCCUGGGGCCCACGAGAAGGAGACCAUCCUCUGCAACUCUGACAAAACGGAGAUGAACAGACACCACUACUCGCUCUACGUCCACAACUGCAGGCUGAUCUUUCUCCUACGCCAGGAGCCAUCUGAGGCAGAGAACUAUAAACCCGCAGAGUUUCACUGGAAGCUCGACCAGGUGUGUGACAAAGAGUGGCAUCACUAUGUGCUUAAUGUGGAGUUCCCCACCGUUUCUGUAUUUGUGGAUGGAACUACCUUUGAGCCCUUCCUGGUUACGGAGGACUACCCACUGCACGCCUCCAAGAUCGAAACUCAGCUCACAAUUGGUGCCUGCUGGCAAGAAAACUCAGGACAUGACAAUGACACUGAGACAGUCUCUGAGCCCAGUUCAGGUGGAAAUGCUCGAAUGGCGCAGUUUUUCCGCGGUAACCUAGCGGGGCUGAUUAUCCGCACCGGCAAGCUGGAGAACAAGAAGGUGAUCGACUGUUUGUACACGUGCAAAGAAGGACUGGACGUGCAGCUCCCUGAGGAGGUUGCUUCAGCUAUCAAGGUGGAGUUCAACCCCAACCAGUCCUCUCUGACUGUGGAAGGUGAUGACAUCGAUGCCUUUGACAAGGUCAUGCAGCACAUCUCCUACUUAAACUCCCGCCAGUUCCCAACCCCUGGCAUCAGGCACCUGCGUAUCUCAACCACCGUCAAAUGCUUUAACGAGGAGUCCUGUGUAACGGUGCCAGAUGCUGAAGGUUACGUGAUGGUGCUGCAACCAGAAGAACCCAAGAUCAGCCUGAGCGGCAUUGACCACUUUGCCCGCAGUGCAGCUGAAUUUGAGAGCCAGGAAGGAGUGACGCUGUUCCCCGAGCUACGCAUUGUGAGCACCAUCACCCGUGAAGUGGAGGCCGACACGGAGUCUGAAGCUGCAGAGGGAGCUGACGAUGACCCUACAGUCCAAGAGACUGUGGUGUCGGAGGAAAUCAUGCACAACCUGGACACGUGUGAAGUGACUGUGGUGGGAGACGAGCUGGACGGAGAGCACGAGAGCCUUGAAGUGGACAUGUCCCAGCUGCAGCAGCGCAGCUUAGAGAUGAGCUCAUCCAACAUGGGCCUCGUCAUCACCGGUGUGAACACCAUGGCUAACUACGAGCAGGUCCUGCACCUUAUCCGUUACAAGAACUGGCACACCGAGGCUCUCUUUGACAGGAAAUUUAAACUGGUCUGCUCUGAACUCAAUGGUCGCUACAUCAGCAACGACUUUAAGGUCGAGGUUAAUGUAAUCCACACAGCCAGUCCCAUGGAGCAUGCCAACAAUGCCAUGGUGCAGCCCAACUUCAUCAACCCUGUCCAUCACGCCUCUGUGGAUCUGUCUGGGCAUAACUUGGUCAACGCUCAUCAGGCCUCAGUGGUUCCCAGCGCUGCCACCAUUGUCAUCGUGGUGUGCGUCAGCUUCCUGGUGUUCAUGAUCAUCCUGGGCGUGUUCCGCAUCCGAGCUGCACACCAGCGCACCAUGAGGGACCAGGAAAACGGCAAGGAGAACGAGAUGGACUGGGACGAUUCAGCCCUCACCAUCACCGUAAACCCUAUGGAGACAUACGAGGACCAGCACAGCAGCGAGGAGGAGGAAGAAGAGGAGGAGGAGAGCGAGGACGGCGAGGAAGAAGAUGACAUCACGAGCGCUGAGUCAGAGAGCAGCGAAGACGAGGAGGGCGGCGAGCCGGAGGACCAGCAGGGGGCCAGCAGACAGCAGCAGCUGGAGUGGGACGACUCCACCCUCACCUACUAAACACACACAAGACACCCAAACAAGAGCUCCCGACACACACAUCAGAAACUCACUCAUACUCCCUCCCUCACACACACACACACUCUCUCUCACACAUGCAGCACUCCCUGCAGUUUCAUGUCUAGGAGCCAUGAUGUAAAAACUUAACAAAAAUAAAAUAAAAAAAAUCAAGAAAAGGAGAAACAUAAAGUCCCUUCAGCGUAUAUAUGGUCAAGGUUUUCCUGUUGUUAUCUUAGUGGUGGUACUCAGUGUAGUGUAGUCAUCACCAGAUUGCUGACUUUUUUUUUUAUUUAUUAUAUUUUAAUUCCCAGGAAAACCUGGCUUACAUUGGAACUGUGUGAGGAAGCCAACCCUGCACUUUUUUUGUUUUCUCUCAGAUGUACGGCUUUGAAGAGCAGAGUAAUCGCUUCUCCUGAUGUAUAUUCUUUGCUAAUGCUUGUAGAUUUAUUCGCUAAUUUCACAACUAGCUCCGACUUGGGUUUUCUUGACUUGUAGUCCACAGUGAAUCGAAAAUGAUGCUUUUAACAAGUAGACUGCAUUUUCCUCUUCCAUUUCUUUUUGUUUUUCAUUUUAGUGCAUGGAGAAAUUUUGGGGAAGUCAUGUGUAGAGAAAUAAAUUGCUUUUUAAAGAUUUUUGUAAAUAUAAUGAAACCAUGUAAUUAGUCAAUGUGUUAGUGAAGACCUAAUCAAUGGGGUCCAAUAUCUACGAUUAUGUAAUGUAGACUAUUUGUGUCACACAGGCUGUCGCAGCAUGCCGCUGAAUUUCUGCAAAAGCUGUUCCAUCACGCUUGUACAAAAUGUCUCGCUUCAUGAUGCGAAACCGAGGACUGUUCAGCGGAGGUUUCCAUGACAAAAAGGUGUCCAUUUCGUUCCUUUUCUUUAAUCUUUUGCGAGGAGUAAAGUAGUUUCUUUUGCUUUCUCGUAGGCAGAGGACUUAGUUGACGGUUUCAGCUUCACAUGAUGCUUUUGCUUCGCUUGCACGCGUUGCAACGCUCUACUCCUGGCUUUAGUGUUAUUUCAUUCCCAGCAGAUCUCACUGAUGUACACUACAGAGGGAAUCUUCUUUCAGUUUCAGAAAAUGUCAUGUGGAAUCACAAACAUCGGCUCAGCAGUGCCGUUCCUGGUGAAAAUAAGGGUACUAAAAUGUCCUCAGCAGCUUUAAAACCUUUGUCCCUGUCCCUGGUGUGGUUCAAGGAGAAACCCUUUCAAGCUACUGAAAGAAAAUGUUUAUGAGCUUUAGUGGAGACUGGCUGAAUCGUUGAAUUGCUGGCAAUGUUUUUUUUUCUUUUCAUGGCACGGCUAUUUUACCUAAAAUAAUAAUACAUAGCCUGUAUGAGGUACAUUUUUAAACUGUCUGCUUAUUGCUGAAGCAUCGUCGUCUUCGUUGGCUGGGAUGCUUACGGCAGGAAAACACUUUAAAAAUGAAUCUUCUUUGAAUCUUAAAGUGAGAUAUUUUUUUGCAGUAGACCACUAGAUUUUAUUGUACAUGAAACUGUACUGUAGAGUUGUUCAAAGAUAUUUGUUUACAUUUGGUAAACUUAUUUUCCUUCGGGUAUUAGUAUGAAGCUUACGAUUGGGAAAGGGUGUCCAACCUCUUGUCUCCUCUCAGACACUGUUGUCCAUAACUGUUGUAUAUAAUCUUUCAUCAGACCAGAUAAAAACGUGCCGUCACA